Notodromas monacha is the source of this 2667-nucleotide messenger RNA. NCBI's taxonomy places the organism in Eukaryota, Metazoa, Arthropoda, Ostracoda, Podocopida, Cyprididae. The record is from the annotation of a GenBank genome assembly.
ACCAGAACCUGGGAUAGUGGGCGUUCAAAAGCAGUGCUCUCGACAUUGCCCGCAUCAGAGGUGAACUCACGGCUCGCCACGCUAGCGACAGAACGCUGUAUGAAUUAGAACGUCUCCGUGCUGGAUAACGAUAAUCCAGAUCUACAACUAGAUUUACUCCGUUUGAGUUUCAAGUCCUGAAUCCGGGCUGGUCGCGAUGAUGAUCCACCUUGAGACAUUAAGCUUUGUCUCUUACUUUUUUCGUGAAAGCGGCGAUCUGCCUUUACAACCUUUACAAGUUGAUUGAACCGUGAAUUUAUGCUCUGAAUCACACGUUAUUUAGUCUGAAGGUUUGUAAUUUCAUGCCUCUAGAUAUCUUACGACUAUGAAGAUAUCACUCUUCGUUUCGGAGGCGAAAUGGAUUGUUUUCAUCCUGAGUAUGCUGAAUACAGCUGACGCACGAAUAGUCAAGCGUGAGGCUUUGGAAGCUGACAUCAUCAAGCCAUUGUUCGAUGCAUUACAACCGAAAAGCAUCAUUCCACUUCCUGUUCCAGAAAAAACCUUCUCUGAAGUGGAUAAAACUGCAAAUUUGCUUUACUGCUCCCUGUGCAUGUUCCUGGCGGAAUAUCUCAUGGUCCAGGUUCGGGAAAAUGCUGAUAUGGAGAUUCAGGCUGUAGAAAUAUGCUCUCAAAAUUAUGGGACGAAGGAGCAAUGUGACGGCUUUGUCAAUGCUCAGCUGAAAGGCUUAUUCAAUGUCCUGAACACAACUAGUGACAUAAAUGUGGAAAACAUUUGCGCCAGCCUCAUCAACUGCAUCCAGUCCCCUGUGACGUGGACCUUUUCGCUACCAGGAAAUGAAUUGAAGGAUGCACGACGUGCACACCAUCGAGAAGGAAGAUUAGCGGACAACAGUUUGAAGCUGGUUCAUGUCACCGAUGUCCAUGUGGAUCCAGAAUAUGACGGUGAGGUGAUCGGAGAAUGCUUUCUGAACAUAUGCUGCAAAGCGCGGAGGAAUCUCAAGAGCAACGCCACAUCCCUUAGGACGCAAAUGCUGGGCGAAUGGGGAGAUUACCAUGCUUGUGGACUUCCUCGGAAAACCGUGGAGCAUCUGCUUUGUGAACAUAUCAACAAGACGCAUCGAGAUGUGGAUGUGCUGAUAUGGACUGGGGACAUUCCCGGACAUGGAUCGUGGUUGCUGAAUAGACAACAGAAUAUUCAGAUGAUCAACGAUACUCUGAACUUGGUGAAAAAAUGUUUGCCAGAAGUGAUCGUGAUUCCUGCUAUUGGAAAUCACGAAGCGUACCCUGUCAAUGACUUCGAGCCUGGUGAGCAGACGAAGUUACUGUAUUCCGAUCUGGUGAAGAUGUGGUCGGAUUGGUUGCCUGAAGAUGCACAAAAGCAAGCCUUGAAUGGUGGAUUUUACACUGUUCAAAUCAGAAAGGGUUUGCGAGCAAUCGUCCUCAAUACUAACUACUGUUAUAAAUACAAUUGGUGGAACCAUGUUAAAAUUAUCGAUCCUAUGAACCAGCUAGAAUGGCUUGCAUUGCAAUUGGAUGCCGCGGAAAAAGCAGAUGAAGAUGUUUAUGUUGUUUCUCACAUAUCACCCGGAUCGCCAUCAUGCUUACCGACGUGGAGUCACUAUUACUUCAAACUUCUCGAAAGGUAUUCUACCACCAUCGUUGCCCAAUUCUAUGGACAUGAGCAUACGGAUUCCUUCCAUGUGUUCUUCGGGAAUGGUACAGAAGGAAGGAUGCCCAUUGGAGUGGGAUUAAUUGGUCCCAGUGUGACAACGUUAAAUGGAAAUAAUGCUGGUUACCGCGUUUAUCACACAGAAAGAAUGUCUAAUGCCAUUAAUGACAUCGAAACUUACUUCAUGGACAUAAACGAAGCAAAUUCAAAUGGAAAAUCGGUUCCACCAAAUUGGAAAUUCUUGUAUAACUUGAACAAGGAGUUUGAAUUCAACCCCACCAGUUCGGAAGGAUGGACGACUUUGAUAAAACGACUCGGUGAAGAUGAAAAGCUGUUCCAAAAAUUUUAUUCAUACACCCACCGAAAAUCCAAGGUAUUCCCAGACUGUGGGAACACAUGUAAGCAGAAACUGCUGUGCGGUUUGCAAGCUUCGGACAAAACUAAAGAUCUUCCUCAGGAAUGUGAUUUUAUUUGAACUGUUGGAGGGGAUUUACAAUGCAUUGCAUCACCAAGUUGAAAUAAGUGGCAUGACAACCUUGGUUGUGUGAACUUCUGAAGGUUCAUUGUUCCAACUACUGUGCUAGCCUUAUAUUACGUAGUCGAAGGAAUUUAUUUUCAAUUUUCAAAUUUUCCGAAUGCCUCUUUCAGAUGAGUUGAGGUCAUCAGAUGGUUGUCUAUGGGGAUUUUAUUAUUUUCUUAAUCUUAUAGUUUUAUACUGUGUAAAACUGUAAGUGGUGCACUAUAUUGAAUUAUCAUCUUGCAAGUGAAAGCUGUUUUCUGAUGUGCAUGAAAUCGUGGGAUCGUUCAGCAUGUGUAAAAAUUAACAACGCAGUGAGCCGCAUUGAAUUAUUUGGCAUUGAAUCAUUUCUGACCUCAUUUCGGUUGAUGAGUGUUCCUUUUUGAAAUGCCUGAUUUAUUGAAUUUGCUUCCGUGCUCGCAAUAUUUUACCCAAAACAAUUACGAAGGAAGAAGAAAUGCAUCAGCAUUAGCUUACAGUCA